AAGGAGAGAGAGAGAGAAGGGAAGGGAAGGGAGGAGGGAAGAAGGCUGUGCGCUCUUCUCCCGGCAGAGUGCGUCCCGCUCACGCACACUCAACGGGACUCGCUCUGCUUUCAGGCAUUAAGCUAGAUUGUCUUCCCCGCUCCUCCUGCUGGAUAUCGCGGAUGAACAGUUUAACGAACGCAGGCAAACUCUUCCCACCCGACAACAUUCAGGCUCCAGCGCACAACCCGCUCUGUUUUAAAUACUCUGCUUUUGCUUUGGUCACCUUUUUCCCCCACCCGGUCCUUCUUGGAUUACGGAGCACCGAGAUCACACUGGGCGCGUAAACUAUGGAAAUCAUCCAAUUGUGGAUAAAGUUGUUGGUGUUUUACUGUUGCUGUUUUGGAGUAAGUGCAGACUUCGAUGGCAGGUGGCCGCGGCAGAUGGCAUCAUCCAAUGGCCUGUGCCGAUACGGGGGCAGGGUGGACUGCUGCUGGGGAUGGACGCGCCGCUCCUGGGGUCACUGCCAGCCUCUCUUCGCCUUAACUCACAGAGUAGUCGGGAUAAGGUGCCAGCCCCAAGCUGUGUGUCAGCCUAGCUGUAAGCAUGGGGAGUGUGUGGGACCCAACAAGUGCAAGUGCCAUCCAGGCUUCACCGGCAAGACCUGCAAUCAAGAAGAGACGCCGGACCAUUUAAUACCCCUGGUGUGGGAUGGCCACCUUCCUGUCUUUCUUCCCGUGGACCAUCAGCCAGUGGGAGUAGUGACGGAGGACCUGAAUGAGUGUGGGCUGAAGCCGAGGCCCUGCAAGCACAGGUGCAUGAACACGUACGGGAGCUACAAGUGCUACUGCCUAAAUGGCUACAUGCUGAUGCCUGAUGGGACCUGUGGAAACGCUCGGAGUUGCGCCAUGGCCAACUGCCAGUACGGCUGCGAGGUGCUGAAAGGAGAGGUCCGAUGUCAGUGCCCGUCACCGGGCUUGCAGCUGGCCCCAGAUGGAAGGACCUGUGUGGAUGUGGAUGAAUGUGCAGCAGGGAUAGCAGUGUGUCCCAGGUUCAGGAAAUGUAUAAACACCUUUGGAAGCUACAUCUGCAAAUGCCACGAAGGGUUUGACCUACAAUACAUCAAUGGGAAAUACCAGUGCAUAGACGUGGAUGAGUGCUCUUUAGGCCUGAGCCACUGCAGCAGCUUCGCCACCUGCUACAACACGCCAGGCUCAUACAAGUGCAAAUGCAGAGACGGCUACAGGGGGAUGGGGCACGACUGUAUACCCAUUCCAAAGGUGGUUAUUGACCCCCCGAGACCAGGCAAACUGCCUCCAAAUCAUCACAACAACAUCCCAGACUUGGAUCACCAAAGGAUUACCACAGUCCGCCCACUAAUGACUCCAAAGAAAACCUUCCCCGUCGUUCCAAAAUCACCAGUCACCACUACAACCGAAGCCCCAGCGGCCCCCAGGCCGAUCACCCCACUUCCACGCAAACCAGCAGUUCCCACUCGAAAGCCCUUCAUCCCUACUCGAAAGCCGUCAAUACCCACACGCAAACCCUACGUCCCUCCAAGGGUUGUGGUUCCCACAGGAAAACCGCCACUCGUAACCCCUCUACCAGACAACACCAUUCAGAGGGAAGUGACCAAACAAAGAGGAGAUGUGCACAUCCCUAGGAAUAAUGGUCACAACACUGUUCUGGACACAGACUUUGACAUUGAGCUCGGCAAUACAGCAGAUGAAGCCAAGGAUGACCCAGACUCAGGGUAUUUGAGCUGCUCCUUUGAUGACGGUCUUUGCGGUUGGAUCAGCGACAAAGACGGAGACCUGCACUGGGAGACGACGCCUGAUCCAACAGGUGGAUGGUAUCUCACGAUCCCAGAAACGGGAAACAAGAGGACGGGACGAGGGGCCCGGCUAGUACUUCCUCUCACCCCGCCAUGGAAUGACGGAAAUUUGUGCCUGUCAUUCCGGCACAAGCUGGCAGGCCACCAUGUGGGAAUGCUUCAAGUGUUUGUGAAAAAGGGAAAGCAGUACAGUCCUGCAGUGUGGGGCCGAACGGGGGGCAAUGGCUGGAGGCACACCCAGAUCACUUUAUGGGGUACAGGCCUGGAAAGUGUUAUCUUGAAGGGGGAACGUGGGAGAGGCAGAAGUGGGGAGAUGGCUGUGGAUGAUAUUACCUUGAGGAAAGGCUCCUGCACAGAGGAGCACAAUCUAAGGAGACUCUGACUGAAAGAACAGUGAAGGGCAGACAAAAAGGACAACGAGAGGAAAAACCAUCCUAAAGAGAAGAGACUCUGCUGUGACGACACCUCCUUAUUCUGCUCUGAUCCUUACUUUGUCCUUCUCAUCCCCCAGCCCUAUUGUGAGUGGUAUCAAAAAUGAUGCACACAGUUUAGUGUUAAAGGAGGUUUUUCCCUAUUCAUCUCUCCGUGAACAAGAAGAACUUAGUCAAAUCUCGAGGGGGAUAUUUUUGGCAGCACUCUCCGGUCGUCUCACCCCACAAUUUCAGUUCUCUGAACUGUGCAUGUGCUGAUGUAUUAUGGAAAUGUACUGCAUCUCAUAUUGGCUCUGGCAGCCUCCAGCCACACCAGGAAGAUUCAUUUGUUUUUCUAAAGAGAAAUCUGUUCCUUUGCUUUGCAUUUUUGUUUUGUCCAAAUAUUGUGAACACAGUCAAUGUGUUUUAAUUCACUUGCUUGUGAAACACACAACCGGAAAUGCAGUUACUGUUUUUGAUAGAGGACAAUAUUAGACUUGGUGCUGGUUUGUUUUUAGAAGAAGUUCAAUUUGCCAAAAUUAGAUUUUAAAAUUGGAUUUUUCUAAAUGGAUGUAGUUCCAGAGUUAACAGGUCACAGUGCCAAACUUCAAUACAAUAAAGCUGUACAUUUCCGCCAAAAUAUUUUCAGAAUUUCUUAGAUUAAUUUACAUAUUUACUUGGAUAAAGACUUUGAAAUUUCUUCACUUUGCAACAGAAAUUACAUUCUGUGAUUAACGUUCAAAUUUAAACAUUAAAACUAAAGUCAGAAAUAUGUUAGAUUUUUUUUAUUCAUUUUUUUUAUCAGAAAUAUUUCUGAAGUUUUCUGAGAUUAUAAAGUCAAGAGCUGCACAUCUGGACAAUUUAAGCGGUAGAUCUGGGCUCUUUUCCUGCAUCAGGAUGACAUCUCCCAGAUUCAGACCUGAUGAAGCCAUUUUGCCGCUUUUUCCCCCUCAUUGUCUGAGAUGUGCAUUUUGAAUCAUAUUUGAAGUGUUUAUGUCAGGUCUACACUCAGGAGAUAUCUUUCUGAAAGAGGAAAGGAGCCCAGAUCUACCCACACUGUGCAUCUCCUAAAUUUACCACUUAAGCCUUAGAUGACUUCCGUCACUUUUUGUUACAGAAGUCUGACUUUAUAAUGUCAGUAAAGUUCUCUGUCUUCUGUUGCUUUCAAAUUUUUGGCUUUAUAAUAUCAGAAAAUAUCUUUGCUUUGUUGUUGGAAAUUUGUGCCCAUUUUAUGAAGAAGUGUUCCCUUUGUUUUGCAAUUUAAAACGUAAAGUUUUUUUCUUGUAAAUUUGUGAAAUUGAUCUUAAGAUUUCAGAUUUUGGUGAAAAUGUACUUAUCUGCGGACAAUUAUUAUUUUUCUUUUAUCUACAGUACUACAUUAUAUUUAAAUGCAUAACUGAGGUGUCAAAUAUUUAUAUAAGUGAUCAGUUAUAGAAAUGAGAUUAACAUAUUAAUUAUAGUGUAAUUAAUGCAAAUAAAUAUAUGCAUAUUUAAGGAUAUUUAACAAUAUUUUUUCAAUACAUUAAAUGUGGAAAUAAUUCAAAUUUUUACUCAACUUAUGUUAAAAAGGAUAGAAAUGUUUUGCCAUUUAUGUAUUUGUUUUAAAGGUGUGUUUUGCAACACAUGAUGAAUUGACUAUAAUUCAUUAAAGUCAGAGAGCAGAGCUAACGCUGCUGUACAAACAGGGAUUAAUAUACAGUUUGGUUGUGUAAUUUUACCUAUUACGUGUGAUAAUGGGCAGCAGCACAAUAAAUAUUAAAUAAUGAAUCGAUAAUGGAGUAUGAAACAGGACAUGAUUUUCACACAUAAAUUAAAGUGUUAAUUAUCUCUACAUUUAAUUAUAAUGUAUAUUAUUUAAAUGAUAAUAGAAUUUUUUUUCUUUCAUGUAUUUAUUGCAGUUUCCUAAAAACUGUCACAUACAAUUGUAUUUCACAAAUUAUUUAUUGAUGAGAAGCCCUUCUGGUCCUUUAUCAAUUGGAAACAGGUAAGUUAAAGGGACAGUUCAGUUUUUAUUAAAUAUUUUCCACCUAAAAAUAUUUUUUUGUAGUUUAGGUGAUUAAUUUGUUGCAGACACUUUGCAUUGCUUUUGGAUCACUUGUGUGAUGUUUUAAAAGAGUCGUGCUCUGGCACUAGGUGUAGAGAGUCUUCAGUGUAAAAAAAAAAAACUGACUGAUGCAAAAGCAGCAACAAUGAACAAAGAAUCACUGAUAAAAAAAUCCAAUCCAAUAGAUCCACCUUUAUUUGAGUUCAUUGAGUUCUGAGUUGCUCUCUGACUCCAAUAAGUUAUCCAAACUGAGAUCUCUGUGUUGUUUUCUGCAAGUGAGAUACUGACUGUCCACAAGUGCUCAUAUGGACCAAUCCCCAUUUAAACUAAUCACUAAAAAACACCCAACUAUUAUGAAAUGUUUUUGAGAAUACUGUUUUAUAUGUUGCUUCAAGGUUACAAAACAUCUACAGCACCUACUGACAUGCAAAGUGCAGUCAGGUGAGUUUUCAGUUCUCAUUGUUUUCUUGGAGAAAUACAUGAUUUCAUGGUUGCUGUGAACAUUAAACAUACCAUUGUAAUACCUGGAAUGCACUGCACUGUACUGUAAAAUGUUUUGUCUGCAAUUAGAAAUAGUUUUACAAUUUAGUGAUUUUGAAAGCAGACCUUAUGGUUCUUCUUCUACAGUUUGCCCCCGGAAAAUCUUGCUCUACCACCUCAGCCUCUUCUUUCACCAUUGAAUAAACAUGGAAAAUCUCACUCACCUGUAUGCCCUGUAAAAACAAGCUCAGUAUUCUAAAAAAAAAAAAAAAAAAAAAGCUUGUGAAUAUUCCUGGUUUUUGACAUAACUUGUUAUGGUAGAUACUUCUGCAUAUCUUGGAAGAACACCAGGUUUCCUCUUUUAGUUUUUUUUUUUCCUUUUUGCAAAAUGAUUCCGUUUUUCAGUACCAUCCCCAUCCCUUCUUUUGUCUGGCGCCCCCUGCAGACCACCUACCUGAAGUGUUUAAAAAAAAGAAAAAGAAGAGAAAGGAUUUUGGGCACUCACAGUUGAACGUUUUCUUUGUAUUGUGCUUUGUUAUAUGAAAUGUAUUUGUUACCGACAUUGACUGAUGAGCAGAAUGGUAUAUUUGUAAAUGUAUUCAUGUGUACAUACUCUGUACAAUGCCAUAUGCUGGUGUGAUUUAUAUGUUAUGUAAAUUCAUAUAUGAAUGUUGAUUGGACUUGGUUGGUAUUUCAGUAUUUAAUUAAAGACCCGGUGGAAGCCUUA
Messenger RNA from Poecilia reticulata (guppy), 5474 nucleotides. It is a transcript of the gene npnta, whose product is annotated as nephronectin a. Gene Ontology annotation, cellular component: membrane. NCBI's taxonomy places the organism in Eukaryota, Metazoa, Chordata, Actinopteri, Cyprinodontiformes, Poeciliidae. The record is from RefSeq and is a predicted model, not a curated record. Gene Ontology annotation, molecular function: calcium ion binding.